AUGCAUUCGUUCCAGCAAGCGACUUUUAACGUCCGUACUCUAUGUCAAAUUGACAAACAGGCAAUGCUUGCUGAAACCUUGUACUCCCGUAAAUUGAUGCAUGCUGUGUCUCCGAAACAUGCAUACAAGACCCGAGCGUGGUGUCUGACUUAUAAACUUAAUUACGUUGAUCGCUUCACUUCUCUUGGCAGCUGCAUAAGCCCUGACUGUACAGUCAGAAGCACAGCACACAUAAUCAAGACACGUGCGGUAUUCACCAAGCUGCACCAUUCUUGGAGUCAACUGCGCACGGCAUGCACAGUGUUACUUCGCUGGCAAGUUAUCAUCACCAUCAUCAUCACCAUCAUCGACAGCAUGACAUCAGUGACCAACACUGAUGCUUCACUGUCAUACAACCGUGAUUUGUUGGAAAGCCUUAUCAUGAAGAAAAGAAUAAAGUCAAGGGUUGGCCACCUCUCUGCCUCCGCCACUCUGAAUUUGGCAUGGAAAACAGCACUCUUUUCGGCAAAUGAUGGUUCGGCAUACGCAACACAUGUCCCAACCAACGCAACUUCUGGUGCUGGACACAUUCUUCAAUGGAAGUACCCGUUGCACAACCGAAAACGCCCUUCUAACUGCCGCGUUACGGAUUCGCCGACACCAAUCCACACGGCCUAUGGUCCUGAGACAACGAUUGUCGAACACCUGAAGACGUCUCAGUUCCGCUGCUCGAACAGGCCAAGUCUCACAGCUAUACAACCAAACAGCCCGCACUCAAACGAAUCGACCUCAUCGGUCACAGUACAAUCAAAACUAAUAAAACCUCCAAUAUACAUAAAACGUUCCACAACUUCCAGUGCCUCUCCCUGGAUUGUAAGUGGCGCGUUUGGUAACCGCACGUCCACGAGCACGACCUUACACUUUUUGGAUGCAAAGUGCACACCAAAGGACGGGAUGACUUUGGUCAGUUCAUCCAAGAAUACUUGCACCUUCUCCUCCUCUUUGAAGAUGAGAACGAUGUCGUCUGCGUACUCCAGAUCGACAAGGUCUUCUUCACAGACUAUUUGA
Messenger RNA from Opisthorchis viverrini, 1047 nucleotides. RefSeq lists its product as hypothetical. The transcript is spliced from 6 exons. The record is from RefSeq and is a predicted model, not a curated record. The coding region runs from base 1 to 1047 and encodes 348 amino acids. NCBI's taxonomy places the organism in Eukaryota, Metazoa, Platyhelminthes, Trematoda, Opisthorchiida, Opisthorchiidae.